UGUUCAGUUGACCAAAUCGUCGGUCUCAACUUUUCUUUUUUAAAUCUCUUUUGGUAAUUGUCACUACAAAGCCAAAAAAGACAAUGUGUAAGUGAUAAAAAUAAUAAAGUUCACAAUUGGCCUCUCCUCAAACUUAUCCCCACCACAUAUAUACUUAUUCUUCUUCCUCAUUUCGCUCCACUUUCCGUACUUUAUCACAACAACACACACACGCAUGCACACACACAAAAGCCUCUUGGUCUGAAUCUGAUACCUCAACAACAAUGGAGUCUCUAAAUCUAUUUAUCUCUUUCUUUCUCUUCUCAUAUUUCUUCUUAGGUGCUGAAUCGGAUCACCUUCAGCAUAGUAACUUAGGGAGCUUGAGACCGAACAGGCUGUUCGUAUUCGGAGAUUCCUAUGUAGACACGGGAAACAUAAGGAAGUCUCUCUCCGAUUCUUGGAAAAUUCCUUACGGCAUCACUUUCCCACAGAAACCCUCCGGUCGUUUCUCCGAUGGUCGUGUCGCCACCGAUUUUCUAGCAAGAUACAUGGGGAUAAAGUCACCGAUCCCAUACACGUGGAAGGGUUACGCGGGAAAGGAACGGCUAUCGUAUGGGAUGAAUUAUGCAUACGGAGGAACAGGAGUCUUUACGACUAAAGACAAUCCACUGCCAAACAUGACAACUCAGAUUGAUUAUUUCCAACGUGUCGUCGCCGCCGGCAAUAUCUACUCUCCCUCCGAUCUCCCCUCCUCCCUCGCUCUCAUUAGCGUCGCCGGCAACGACUACGGCACAUUCAUAGCCCUACAACGCCCAUUGACCGAGUUACCGGCAUUCAUAAAGCAAGUCGUUGAUCAAAUAGAGGUAAACGCGAGACGCAUCUACAAGUUAGGAGUGAAGAAGAUAGCGAUUACUUCAAUGCAGCCACUUGGAUGCCUCCCUAGCGUCACCGUCUUUACUUCAUUCCAACGUUGCAACGCCACAGAUAACAUAUCAACGAACCUUCACAACUUUUUUCUGCACAAAGCCAUCUCCAGGCUUAACAGUGAGACCAAGCCAUCCACUUUCGUCGUCAUUGAUCACUACAACGCCUUCUUGACCGUUUUCAAGAACAAAGGAUCGGAACCGGGUGCAAUGAGGUUCGGGAACCCGUUGGAACCGUGUUGUGUCGGGAUUGACAGCAAACACGAUUGUUCAAACGUGGACGAGAAAAGUGAGAAGAAGUACAAAGUUUGUGAAGAUCCAAAGGGUGCCUUCUUUUGGGACAUCUUUCAUCCGAGCGAAGAAGGAUGGAGAUCUGUUUACUCGGUUUUACACAAAAGUCUCAAAGACGUUUGGAUUUAAGAGUAAGAUUGAAGAAGGGUUUCAAGUCAAGCCCUCAAUGGUUAUAUGGUGCAUAUUAUGAGGAACGUCGUCGAAGUCAUGGAUAUAUAAAAGCAGUGGUUAUAAGAAUAUUUUUAAUAUUCUGUUUUAUGAUCAUGUUAAAUCACAAGCUGUUCUUAAAUUGGUAAGUUGAGACUUUAGAAGCCUAUAAUAUAUAUACUCAGAGAGAAGAAAAGGACUGGUCAAUGUAUUUAGACUAGAUGCAACAUAGAAAACUACACACCACGUUCCAAAUUUUUUUAUA
Messenger RNA from Capsella rubella, 1605 nucleotides. RefSeq names its product GDSL esterase/lipase At3g09930. NCBI's taxonomy places the organism in Eukaryota, Viridiplantae, Streptophyta, Magnoliopsida, Brassicales, Brassicaceae. The transcript has 6 exons. The record is from RefSeq and is a predicted model, not a curated record. The coding region runs from base 264 to 1322 and encodes 352 amino acids. Gene Ontology annotation, molecular function: hydrolase activity, acting on ester bonds.